UCAAAGAAACUAAGAAGUUUAUUCGAAAGCGUGGUUAGAAUUGAUUACUUAUUGUACGUAGUUAAUGAGAAAAAGUAAAAUGUGUACAUUAAACGCGUGUGAAUAUGACAUGCUUGAAAUGUCAGAUGUACAGGAAAACAUAUUCACUUUGCCUACUGAUACCAUAGACAAACAUAACACCAUACUUGUUUGCAAAAAAUGUGGUUGUCAAGAAGCGCAAAUUUCUUUGAAGAAUAAAAAUAAAUAUUGUAAAAUGUGUUUCUUAACUGUAUUGACACAUAAGUUUAGAGCGACGCUUGGUAAAUCCAAAUUAAUGCAGCCAUCUGAUUCAGUACUUGUUGCAUAUUCAGGAAAAGCAAAUUCAACUGUGCUUCUACAUCUCCUCAAAGGCAAUGUAAAUGAAUCAGUUUCUAAAAUGCUACACUUUUCAUUUAAAGUUCUUUACAUAGAUGAUGGUAUUGUGAAGGGACGUACAUUUAUAGAAAGAGAAUCUAUUCGAAAUGCAUUAGUUAAGGAAGCUAAAAGCUUACAAAUAACGAUGUACAUUUUACCUUUAUCAAAAUGUAUAACUGAUGCUACUUGUAAUAAAAUGGUACAGCCAGUAAAUAUUCCCCUUGUGAAUAUGACUAAUGAGGAUUCAAUGCUGCAAGAAAGCUUUAAUAAUUUAGAAAAUGAUACAGCAAGAGAUGAAUUAUUACAGCAGUUAAAACGAAUAUUACUUGUAUCUGCAGCACGUGAACUUAAUUGCAAUAAAAUUUUCAUUGCUGAUACAUCUGUUGAUCUUGCAAUAAAAGUUUUUUCGAAUAUAUCGACUGGAAGAGGGUAUCAAUUACCUUUUAAUGUUGCUUUCUCAGAUAUGAGACACACAGAUGUAAUAUUACUUAGGCCACUCAAAGAUUUCACAGGAGAUGAUGUAACUGGAUAUAUAAAUUGUUAUAAACUAUGUCCAAUUCUCAAUUCUCAGAAAUAUAAUUUUUCUUUUCCAUCGUCAAUAAGAAAUAUUGCAAGAAACUUUGUUCAUAAAUUGGAUUCUGAAUUUUUUGGCACUGUAUCUACAAUAUAUCGUACAAGUGAAAAAUUGGCCACAAACAUGGGAGGAUUGAAUAAAAUAAACAAUGAUAUGAAGAUUACCAUUGAUAGAGAUGUUAGUAAUACCUGUAUACUUUGCGAAGUAAGUUUAGAUUCGUGUUAUUUGCCAGAGGAACAAUUAUCAGUUAUAAAGGCAAAGUUAUUUUCUAAAUUAGUUUCUACAGUUACAGAAACUUCAUUAAACAUGACUAUGAAUUCUCUAAAUAUUUGUGAACUAUCAAAUAAUGAUCAUAUUGAAAAUAUAAAUGACUUCAGGAGAAAAAAAUGUCAAUGCCAAAGUGAUACUUGUGAUUUCUUUAUGAAACAAUCAAUAAUUGAAAAAUAUCUUUGUUAUAGCUGUAAACUUAUAUUUUUCGAUUCAAAACAAGAUAAUAUUUUGUCUAAUUUCAUUUUCAAAUCAAUUCUAAAAAGGUCACAACUUGCGUGUUUACAAAAAGAGAUAGAGGAUUUUUUAUUGUAA
Messenger RNA from Eufriesea mexicana, 1549 nucleotides. RefSeq names its product Cytosolic thiouridylase subunit 2 (gene Ctu2). The record is from RefSeq and is a predicted model, not a curated record. The transcript has 3 exons. The coding region runs from base 65 to 1549 and encodes 494 amino acids. Gene Ontology annotation, molecular function: sulfurtransferase activity; tRNA binding. Lineage: Eukaryota; Metazoa; Arthropoda; Insecta; Hymenoptera; Apidae. Gene Ontology annotation, biological process: tRNA wobble position uridine thiolation. Gene Ontology annotation, cellular component: cytosol.